CCAGGCAGAACUAUCCCUAGGGAAUGGGGCCUCUAGCUCCCAUUGGGGGCGGCAACGCCGCCCCUUAGACAAAGUCCCAGUCUCCCAGAGGCUUUUACCAGCUGGCCCCAGUGCUGCUGCUGCUGGGCGUGGUAAGCCAUCUCAGCCAGGGCCAGGCUGAGCUAAAGGACAUCAGCAUUAGGGGCGACCAGCGGUCAGGAGAACCAGAUUGUCAGGAAACCAGGAUGCUUACAGAAUCUCUGAGUCAGGAUUAGGAGGACAAAACCCUGUAACCAGAAGACCUCUGCCUGUCUGAAGGAGGACUGAGGGCAACAUUCAGACAGAAUUCUGGGUCCCCUCUUUGCUGAAGUGUCUUGUGAAACAGCCCAGAGGAAUCCUCAUUGAUGCAGAGCCAGAAAUGGACCAAUACCCCAUAUCAUGGGCUCUGUCUCCUUCUCUGCAGAUCCUAUGAGCUGUGUCUUCCUCUGCUCCAUCCAGAGAGUCACCGCUGCCCCUCAGUUCCCAAAAGGCAGCUCUGAUUUCUCAUUCCCAUACAUCCCUCGUCAAUGGCUGACUGCAAAGAAGUGAGAAGCCAAGCUUAAACCUAGGCUCCCCGCUGAGCACCUCGAGAGCCCGGUGCCAGAGGGCUCCGUGUCUCCUCCUGCUGCCAAUGCCCACAGCAACAUCAGGCCGGAGCCACACUGCACACAGAAGGCUUCCUUGAUUCUCAGCCACAACUAGCCUCAGAGACCCUUGUCCUGAUUCUGCUAGGUCUCUGUCCUUGGUCUUGUGGCCCCAGUCCCUAUUGGAUUCAAGGCAAUGUUGCCUCAAAAUAAGGACCAGGUGCUGCAACAGAACGCAGUGCCCCCUGGGCGCCCCCCGCAGGGCCUUCCUCAACUUGUGGACUCCUCUACCCUAACCCUAGAGCCUCUCUCUCCCUACCCACCUUUCUCCUCUUCCACACAGUCCUAUCUCCCUUUCUCCCCUUCUCCACUGUCCCCUAGUCCUGGCCUCCAUUCCUACUCUUCUGAGUCAAAUUCUGACUUUGCUCCACACCCCUACUCCUCUCCCCUCCCAAGUUCCCCCACUUUCUUUCACCAGAGCUACGGCACUAUUGCCUUUCCACAGUCCUCCUCCCCAUCCAACCAACAGCUCUACCCAUCUCCUCCUCUGACCCGCUCCUCCUCUCCUUCCCAGCCACACAACUCUCCCCGCUCCGGUUAUCAGACUCCUUCCUGCCAGCAAGACCUACCUAGCUCCACGCUCACUUCCCCCAGCCUACCUUCUCCAGGGGUCCACUCUAACAAGCAGACAUGGCACUGGCCUCAGUACAGGGAAACCAAGUCCCCUGGGGUGGUGGGAGGAUGCGUGGCAAGCGAGAAGGACCCUGCAGAGUUCAGGGACCCAGGGGCCCUGGCCCAGGCCCUGGUGGUCCACCUGGGCCACCGCCGCAUCGCCCACGACCUGCGGCUUCUGCUUCUGCAGCGCCUGUGGCUAGGCAAAACAGGCCAGGCCCCAGUUGUGGAGUAUCCCGUAUGCCUGGUGUGCCUGCGACUCCGCGGUCCCUCUUGCCCCAAAACCAAGUACAGGACUGGACCCCGGCUGCUUGCAUUCCCCCAGCUACUGCCCUGUGCACAGGGCCAGGAAUCUGGGCCACUCCGUAUAGGCAUCGGCUUUGGCCUCCGCCUGCCUCAGGGCCAGGCCAGGGCCUUGCAUCUGUUGCCAGAAAAAAGGCGGGAAGAAGUAGGGCUUCAGGGCAAGGCCACUCAGGCUCCUCCGCAUCAAGCACCAGCAGCCCAGACCCCAGCAGCUCAGCGGCUCAGAGCCCCAGCGGCUCAGAAUCAGGCAAAUUCAGUCCCAGGCACACCCUCGCAGGCCGGGAGCCACAGGUCUGCAGGCCUCCCAUCUCCAAGAUCCACCUGGUGUUCGGGGCCUCCACCUCAGGCACCAAAACAGGCCACUGCUUCCCUGAAGCCCAAGCUGCCUCCUGUCCCAAAGAGGCCUUCCUCUCCAGAGCCUGUUCUCCAAAAGUCACAAUCCUAGUUCCAGAACUGCGGAGGCUCCCUGGAGCACCCCCUCAAACCCCCACCCUACCCACCAGGUCCCAGAUCUCGGGGAGCCCCCGAGACACCCUGAAGGGCUGGUUGACUGGAGGUCAGGUCUGUUCUCCUGCCCUGAACCCUGGAAACCCCUUAUGGAGUUUGCUGUCUCCUGGCUGAAGAGGACCCAAGGCACCUAAAGCCCCAUUCAGCCUUCAGUGUAUCCAAUAAAGCCUGACCCUGAGAAACUUA
Ictidomys tridecemlineatus (thirteen-lined ground squirrel) is the source of this 2270-nucleotide messenger RNA. NCBI's taxonomy places the organism in Eukaryota, Metazoa, Chordata, Mammalia, Rodentia, Sciuridae. The record is from RefSeq and is a predicted model, not a curated record.